This is a messenger RNA of Chara braunii, 1775 nucleotides long. The record is from the annotation of a GenBank genome assembly. NCBI's taxonomy places the organism in Eukaryota, Viridiplantae, Streptophyta, Charophyceae, Charales, Characeae.
AUACUCUGUAUAGCUUGGACAUCCGCACACAAUGCUAUCAGCUAGUAGAUAAAUUCUUUAGAGAGAUGGAGUACCCAUCGGGUACGUUUGCGGGACUGGCAUUGAUGGAGAAUGAAGUGGGGGAGGACGCAUACUUGUACUUGGGAUCUGAGGACGGGAAACUUUUUGAAGUGCAGUUGAACAGGUCUGCCAGAGGCUGCGUAUUAGAACCGGAACCAAGCAUUCCCCCCGCACCUGAAGAUGCCGUAGAAUCAGCACCAAGCAUUUCCCCUGCAUCUGGAGAUGUAAUCACUGUUCUGGUAACAGCUGUGGUGGCUGGCACAGUCGUCGCCAUCAUAAUCGUUGCCAUCUUGAUUUGCCUAUGGCGGAGAGCGCGCCGCCGACCAGCUGGUCCGGAACGUGCCCUGGAAGUCGGUGAGCAAGCGACGUCAUCUUUACCGGAGGAUGAAGCGUUGGGCGCGUGGGGAAUUAAGCCGUCGCGGGUCAAGCAGUUCGCUUUCAGAGUCCUGUGGGAAAGUACGGACAAAUUCAGCGAGGGUCGAAGAAUUGGGGAGAAGGGAGCGUUUGGGAAGGUUUACAGGGGCUCGCUCGACGGCAAGGAGGUCGCGGUAAAGGUGAUGACGGGCGAGCUAACGGACAUCAAACGGAGCCAGUUUGUGGUUGAAGUGAACACCCUCAGCGGCCUCAAUCAUGCUAAUCUCGUACAACUAGUCGGGUACUGCCUCGCGGGCGAUCACUGCAUCUUGGUGUACCCGUUCUUCAGAGGAGGCAGCCUGGACGGGCGGCUGUUCCCGAAGGCCGUCACUGGGAAGGAUGCAAAAGCGCCGGAGACAGGCCAAAUUGUCGAGGAUCCAUCCCCUCCGCUGACGCUUAUGGAGCGCAUGAGCAUCGCCUUCCAGGUUGCCAAGGGGCUCGGCUACCUUCACGACGCCGCCAGCCCCCCGAUCAUCCAUCGGGACGUCAAAAGCAGCAACAUUCUGCUCGGCGAGGGAUCUGGCGAGAAGCUUCACGUCGUCUUAGCGGAUUUCGGAUUAGCAGCCAUCGGCGAGAGGGUGUUAGACACAGGACAUGACCACGUCGUGAUGACCUCUCACAUCGGCGGCGCUUUCGGGUAUAUGUCGCCCGAGUACAUGCUGAGAGUAGAGCUGUCCGAAAAGAACGAUGUGUACUCUUACGGGGUACUCGUUCUGGAGCUGUUGACGGGCAGGAAGGUGGUCGGGCCGGCUCCUUCCGGGUUCGAAUGGCAGACGCUCGUCGAGUGGGUGAAGCCUUUCCUUCGAGGGGCAGUCGUCCAGAGCGGAAGCAUGGAGAUGCCCUACCCGAUACUCGAUCGGUGCGUGCGGGAUCAGGUGGCUGAGGAGUCCAUGAAGAAGAUGGUGAUGAGCACAUUCGGACUGGCUUGGGAAUGCGUGGAAGAGGAGUUUGGGUCCAGACGAGCGAUGAGAGAAAUCAUUGAGCGCAUUCACAGUAUGUUCCUGGAAGUGGGUUGGGAUGGCCUGACGAUGAUGAUGGUGGACCUAGAAAACGAUGCGGAUGAUGAUGCCGUAACCGCUACAUGAGGUCUCAAGGAAUGAUGAAGCUGCGCAUCCGCAUUGCUCACCACAAUACAACGGCAGCCACAUGAAGCCGCCCAGCACGUAUGGUCAGCCGAAUUGUUAAUUCCCCCACACCCCGGGUUGGGGCGGAGAGGGGGGGGCGCGGGGGACCGGGGGAGGUGUGAAGGGAGUAAUGUUUGCUCUACACAAUUAUUCAUUUAAUCAACACAAAUAUUACAA